AUGGGUUCCCCUAGUUCCUCGUCCAUCGCAAAUUAUUACUACAGAGAGUUUUUAGCGGAUGAUUGUGAAUCCACUGAUGAGGAGGUCGAGCAAGAGGCGGUAACGAGUGCUUGUCAACUAGCGGUGCGAUAUGCGAAGCAUUGUAGCCGGCCCGAACGUGAAGUUAAAACAAGAGAUUAUAUUGAACGAGACCGACGUGCGGCAAACGAUCAGUUGAUGCAAGAUUAUUUUGAUGAAGUGCCAACAUUUCCGAACCCAGAAGUUUUUAGGUGUCGUUUCCGAAUGAGUAAGCGUUUGUUUCUAGGCAUCGUCGACGACUUGGAAAACAACUUCGAUUAUUUUAAACAAAAAGCGGAUGUGAAAGGGACACUUGGAUUCACUGGUAUCCAAAAGUGUACGUCGGCGCUACGAGUCCUUGCUUACGGAAACACGACCGACAUCAACGACGAGUAUUUAAAUAUGGCCGAGAAAACAACGCAAGACACCUUGAAGCAUUUUUGUCGCGGUGUUAUAGAUCUGUACGGUGCGCGUUAUCUGAGAACGCCCACAUGGGACGACCUUCAAAAGAUUUACGAGGAAUAUUCUAUUGAGCAUGGUUUGCCUGACGAAGGAAAGGCGAUAUGCCAGAAUUAUGUACCGGAAGCCGUUCAGGAGGAGCAUCCGCAGACGUCAAUGGAAGAAAGAGUGAAUAAUGCACGAGAAUUGCGUUGCGAACCGUACCAUUCCGCGUUAACGGUUGAUUUGGUACAACACACAUGCUCGGUUCGGUAUAUCCCACCUGAGGGUGAAGAAGAAACGGAGGACGAGGAAGACGAAGUUGGCGAGGAUGAAGAAUUCGAAGACGAAAAUUAA
Messenger RNA from Helianthus annuus (common sunflower), 852 nucleotides. RefSeq lists its product as uncharacterized. The record is from RefSeq and is a predicted model, not a curated record. Lineage: Eukaryota; Viridiplantae; Streptophyta; Magnoliopsida; Asterales; Asteraceae. The transcript is spliced from 3 exons. Bases 1 to 852 code for a protein of 283 amino acids.